Messenger RNA from Nicrophorus vespilloides, 2463 nucleotides. RefSeq names its product cytochrome P450 9e2-like. Lineage: Eukaryota; Metazoa; Arthropoda; Insecta; Coleoptera; Silphidae. Bases 162 to 1496 code for a protein of 444 amino acids. The record is from RefSeq and is a predicted model, not a curated record. Gene Ontology annotation, molecular function: oxidoreductase activity, acting on paired donors, with incorporation or reduction of molecular oxygen; iron ion binding; monooxygenase activity. The transcript has 4 exons.
UGGUGGUCGUUUUAUUGCUCGUAGUUGCACUCUUUCUGAUUGCUUGGGUUCUGGUGAGGCAGCAGCUUUACUGGAGAUACCAAAAUGUUGUUCAAGGAUUCCCUAAACCGAUUUUGGGUGAUAACAUUGGUACAUUCUUCCAGCUUCAAUCCUUAACAGAUAUGAUCAAGAAUCUAUACUCUGCUUUUCCAAAUCAUAGGUACGCUGGAAUUUACCAGAUGACUCAACCGAUGCUUAUGAUUCGAGAUCCCGAACUCAUCAAGCAAUUAGCAGUAAAAGACUUCGAACAUUUCACGGAUCACAUCAGCUACGUUCCGAGCGAUAAUGACGUUCUUUGGAGCAAUAAUCUCUUCGCAUUGAAAGGAACAAAAUGGUCCCAGAUGAGAAACAUUCUAACUCCGGCAUUCACCAGCAUGAAGAUGCGAUACAUGUUUGAACUGAUGGACGAAGUCUCCACUCAGUUUGUCACCUUUUAUGAAAAGAAGAUUUCAAAUCAGCAAACUAUCGAAUUGAAAGACGCGUAUACUAGGUACACCAAUGAUGUAAUUGCGACGUGCGCUUUUGGAGUGAAGUGCGACUCGUUGGAACACCCGAAAAACGAAUUUUAUACGAUGGGCAAGGUUGUAACAGAGAUGAAAAGCUUUAGGAGAAUAUCCAAGUUAUUCCUUCAUUUUCUUCUGCCAACGUUAGCUAAGGCGCUGAAAUUCAUUAUAAUCCCAGGCAAGGUCAGCGCUUUCUUCCUGCAGUUAGUUGGAGAUACUUUAAGGGUACGCAAAGAGGAAGGUAUCCUUCGCCAGGAUAUGCUUAACCUGCUAAUGGAGGCGCGAGAAAAAGAUGGUAUAUCAAUCUCCGAUUUGGAGAUUACCUCGCAAUGCUUAGUAUUCUUUUUGGCCGGCUUUGAGAGCACCUCUUCGAUGAUGUGCUUCACGUCUUACGAGUUAGCUGUAAACCCGGACAUCCAAGAACGAAUCAGAAAAGAGAUCGAAACAGUUCAUCGAAAAUUUGGUAAAUUAACGUACGAAGCGAUUAAGGAACUCAAAUAUUUGGAUACGGUUUUAAAUGAAACCAUACGCAAGUGGCCAGCCGCUUUUCUUUUGGACAGGCUUUGUGUUAAGGAGUACACAAUUGAGCCUGAAUAUCCAGACGAAGUACCCGUACAUUUGAAGCCAGGCGAUGUGAUAUGUUUUCCCGUAGCUGGACUCCAUCACGAUCCCAAAUAUUUUCCCAAUCCAAGCAAAUUCGAUCCGGAAAGGUUUUCGGAUUCUAACAAGGACAGUAUUCAUCCAUACACAUUUUUGCCCUUCGGAGUUGGACCUCGCUCUUGCAUAGGUUAUCGUUUUGCAAUGAUUAAGGCCAAAAUUAUGUUCUUCAAACUGCUCAGUACGUUUGAGAUCGUGGUCUGUGAUAAAACUUCUGUCCCGUUAAAAAUCAGCAAAAUCGAUUUAAUGUUGACAUCAGCUGAUGGCUUUUGGCUAGGCCUUAAACGAAGAAUAUAAGCAAAAUAAUAUCGUCUUUGAUUUAUAUGAUAUUUUAGAACUUCAAUUUCUUUCAGAAAUGUUAAAUUAGCCUCAGGCUCGUGUGCUUUUUUUACGUCUAAAUCCCAACCAUAAUCCAUUCCGAUAUUAUUUCGAUUUAUUUUAAAAGAAUAACAAUGACAACAGAUUUUUCUAGUAUGGCAUCUGACUUAAAAUUGAUAAGAAUCUGAACAAAAAGCAAUUGGAUUUAUAAAAUAGCAAACCAAUGCAAUAUUGUAAACUAUUUUCCGACGUUCUGUUUUGUCACUGUUGUAGUUUGUCGUGGAACCGAAUGAAAUCUAUUUGGGAUCAAAUACGUUCGGGUUCGUGUAUUAAAUUAUAUUUCGUUGGAUGCCGUAUAUAGACAACCAAACUAACCAUAUCACAUGUUUUAAGUGUAAAUCUACACUCAUACAGUUACACCAAAGCGUAAAUGAAAAAGCGAGGUGUAAACAAAUCUUUAGAAUAGAUGAUUAUCUUUGGUAAUAAUUAUAAUAAGUCAUGAAAUGAUGUAAUUCAUAAUAUUAGUCGUUUUGUCAUGAUACAUUGUUACUUAAUGUUUGUCAAUCUGAUAGUAUGGUCACUAAAAACCUCAUGCACGAUAUAUUUAUAUUUGCAUUAUGCUAGAAUAUAAUAUAAUUAUUUUCAAACUGAAAUCAUGAUUUAAAAUAAAUAUUUACGUAGCUCAGUUAUAAAAAUUGAAUAAAACUUUUUUUCACGUAUCAAAACGUUUGGAAAUCAUUAUUCUAAUGCAUGUGUCGGCAACUGAGCCCAACUUAGUCCCACGAUAGUAAUUUUUACUAGUGAAAUUUUCAGCAAGCUUUCGUGAAGCGGGAGCCGAAAUUUCUCAUGGAAAGAUCCGCGUACGGCUCCGGCGCCGACCACUAUUCUAAUGUGUACAAAGACUUAAUGUCACUUAAUUCUUUGUAGUUUUUUUCUUUACCAUUAA